CCAUGUACGUGGUCUCGGUUCUAGUGAAGUGACAUGGAUAUUUAUCUUGAUGAUCAUCACAUGGAAAUAUUUUGACACUAGUUUUCCGGUUCAAAUUACCCAAUUCGUUGCGAAACAAACAACCUAAUGUACAGUAUUACCCCACAGCCAAGCUAACGACCACUAAAUAACAAGAAAUGGUGUUCCAAUAUGGCCAAAAGUGCACUGAGCAAAUCAAGUCUGGCGCCGAAAAGUGCCUCGGUGAAGCAACCACUUUUGACCAAGUUGUGAACACACAACAAAACACAGCUCGCUGUUUACAAGUCUCUGGAACAGCACUGUUCUUAUUAUCUAUAGCAUUAUGCGUUGCAUUUUUAUGUAGGCACUAUUUAAAGGAUUUCUUAGAAUGGCUUCAGAACCUUGACGAUUGGCAGGGCGUGUUACUCUUUGUUGUCAUGUUCACACUCGUGUCCUUUCCUAUGACUUGGGGUUACAUCGUCCUUAACGUUGCUGCCGGCUAUCUUUACGGUUUUAUCUAUGGCUUAGCUGUGGUGUAUUUAUCUGCUGCUGUUGGAGUUUCAACUGCUUUUGUCGUCUGUCGAAGGUAUAUGCGAGACUGGGUUAGUUCAACGUUGGAGUCGGAAAGUUUUAAAGCCGUUGUUCGUGUUGUCGAAGGCACAAAAGGUUUUAAAGUCAUUGCCUUGACUCGCCUUACUCCGAUUCCUUUUGGCCUUCAAAAUGGCUUAUUUGCGGCAACAAAUGUUAGUCUACCAAAAUAUGUCAUGUCUUCUUUACUGGGUCUUCUUCCUACUCAAGCAUUAAAUGCAUACAUGGGAUCAACAGUUAGAUCACUGGAGGAUGUAGUAUCAGAACAAUCUGGUGGAUAUCUAGUUCUAUUUGCUCAAGUAAUCAUUGGUGUUCUCCUAAUGUCCUAUGUCAUACGACGAGCACGGCGUGAACUUAACAAGACUUGUGAGGAAUUAGAAAAUGAACAAAAACUUAAUGGUCAAGUCAUAACUACAAGUGCUCGUUUUUUGCCUAAGUUUUUAAACAAAAAAGUUCUUAAUUAUGAUAUAGAAGGACAGGCAUAUAAAGAAAAGCCCAAGAACUCAAAGAAUAAGUUCAAGAAAGGACACCGAAAAUCACAUUCUGCAUCAGCAAUUCUUGUUGAGGUGAAUGAAAUGAGUUUAGAUAAUCCAAAAACGCCUUAACAUGUAUUUAAAAGUUUUUUUUAACUAUUAAAAUUGAUAUCAAUACAAGGACAAGAUAGAGUAAGAACAGGUAAAACAAACUCACCACUCAUUGCGUAGUUCCAGAAAUUAUCCAUACCCCCACCCCCAAGAGGAAUUUGGAAUUCCAAGUGGUAGGGGGGUCAGAGAAAGGACAAAAUUACCGAGUUUGUAUGGAAAAAAAUUGGAAUUUCUGGGGGUAGGGGGGUCUGAAAAGAUCCUCCGUAGGGGGUGGUAUGGAUAAAUUCUAGAACUACAGAUUUCAAUAAAGUUUUUUCACUAGCUGGCACCAAAGGUUUUCUUACUUUUUGUAAAAGUGAAGUAGUGAGAAGCAAUGCCCCUUCAGUUCAUUGUUCAAAGUUUGAUUUCCAUCUUGCUUUGAAGCUUGCAUUUAUGAAGCCAACGAUGCCAAUUUAAAUUCUGGGCUCAGAUUAAAAGUUUACUUACUGUAGUUCUUCACAGAUUCAUGCAAAGCUAAGAUUAUUGUAGCUUCCAUCUUAAAGUUAUUUGUUUGGUGUGAUGUCUUGUUCAAAAAAUCCUUUCAUGAAUGACAAUGUAUAUUUUGAUGUUUUGAGGUAACGCCGGUAUUGAAAUCUACAAUCUUUGUUAGUUUCAUCAGCGCAAGCUUCAAAACGAGAUGGAAAUCAAAUUUUGGGUAAUGAACUGAAUCUUUGAACCUUGAUAGAAACACACGAGCUGCUGGUUUGACUGUAACAGGUCCAAGCCUGGUCCACCUUAUCACUAGGACAUUUGAUAAAGAUGUGUAAUAUUAGUCCAAUCCAACUUGUGAUCUAUCAUCAAUGCUGCAUUCUGAUUGGUGGGCGUCAAAUCAAGGCAUUUCCAUAAUAUUCUAUAGGCACCGUCACAAUCCCUCGAAAAUUGUGUUAGCCGACAAUACUAUAGAAACACAUCGAUUGACCCCCAUCAAAACUCUAUAACAGAUAAUUGUACUAUUUCGUGUGUGAAUGAGAACCGCUGUAUUAUAAGGCAUUAAUUUUGUAUAUAUUUAACUUCACAUACUUUUAGUUUGGGUUACCUGUUGACAUGCUCUAUCACUUGUGAAUCAAAUAUUUCACCCCAUAUUAGGGGUGGGUUUAGGGAAAUAUUUAAUCAACUCCAAUACCCUCUUUUAUGAGGGAUCCUCUUUGAAAAAAUAAACAUUGCAAUACCUGA
Molecule: messenger RNA, 2381 nt
Organism: Actinia tenebrosa (Australian red waratah sea anemone)
Lineage: Eukaryota; Metazoa; Cnidaria; Anthozoa; Actiniaria; Actiniidae
Product: transmembrane protein 64
Biological process (GO): regulation of cytosolic calcium ion concentration
Cellular component (GO): endoplasmic reticulum
Source: RefSeq, a predicted model, not a curated record